Molecule: messenger RNA, 4311 nt
Organism: Schistocerca piceifrons (Central American locust)
Lineage: Eukaryota; Metazoa; Arthropoda; Insecta; Orthoptera; Acrididae
Gene: Tao
Product: serine/threonine-protein kinase Tao
Biological process (GO): protein phosphorylation
Molecular function (GO): protein kinase activity; ATP binding
Source: RefSeq, a predicted model, not a curated record
CUGGUAAUGGAAUACUGCCUGGGGUCAGCAUCAGAUAUAAUUGAAGUUCACAAGCGACCGCUUAAAGAAGAAGAAAUAUCAGCUAUCUGCGAGGGUGUGCUACGUGGCCUUCAUUACUUGCAUUCUCUGGGGCGCAUCCACCGUGAUGUCAAAGCUGGAAAUAUCCUCCUUACAGAAAAUGGAACAGUUAAGCUGGCGGAUUUUGGUUCAGCAAGCAUCAAAUGCCCUGCAAACAGCUUUGUGGGCACUCCGUAUUGGAUGGCACCAGAGGUCAUCCUUGCAAUGGAUGAAGGCCAAUAUGAUGGAAAGGUUGAUGUGUGGUCGUUAGGGAUUACUUGUAUAGAACUGGCUGAACGCAAGCCCCCAUACUUCAACAUGAAUGCAAUGAGUGCCCUCUACCAUAUUGCUCAAAAUGAUACUCCCCAACUAAGUUCAUCAGAAUGGUCUGACGUGUUUCGUCAUUUUGUGGAUUCUUGCUUGCAGAAGAACCCAAGUGAAAGACCUAGUUCAGGCAAACUGCUCGGGCACCAGUUCGUUACAAGGCAACGAUCACCGCAUAUUCUUAUUGACCUUAUUCAACGAACAAAAGCAGCAGUCCGUGAACUGGAUCAUCUGAAUUACAGAAAAAUGAAGAAAAUCCUCAUGAUUGAUGCAUUUGAAACAGAGAGUAAUCUAGGAGAUGCUGAUGACACACCUGAUGAGCAAACUGGUGGAGAUAGUAGCAAGAGUAAUAGUAUAACCUCUGAGCAUUCAAUCCAUUCUGUGGGUGUGAGUGCAUCUUCGCAAAGCAGUUCAACAAAUAGUCUUCCCCCGGCCACAGAUGGCAAUGAUGGCAAUUAUCCUCCUUCGGUCCGUAGGCACAAGGCCAGUAAUUCUAAUGCAAUCCAGGAUCAUGGAGCUAAUAAUUUUGCAACUAUCAGAACAACAUCCAUUGUUACCAAGCAGCAGAAGGAACAUAUGCAAGAAGAGAUGCAUGAGCAGAUGUCUGGUUAUAAGCGUAUGAGAAGGGAACAUCAGGCUGCCUUACUUAAGCUGGAAGAAAGGUGCAAGCUCGAGAUGGAAGCACAUAAACAACAGUUGGACAAAGAAUACGAGUCUCUGUUACAACAGUUUAGUAAAGAACUUGAAAAGUUACAGGUUAGACAUCAGCAAGAGCUUGAUCGAAAGGUGAAGCAGAAUCAGGCAGCAGAAAAGAAGUUACAGAAGGAUAUUAUGAGUCGACAGGAACAAGAUCGUAAGGCGUUUGAGACACAGAAGAAGAAGGAGUACAAGAUGAGUAAAGAGCGGUGGAAACGGGAACUGAGCCUAGACGAAUCGACACCAAAGCGGCAACGCGACGCCACCCUGCAGAGUCAGAAAGACAACCUCAAGCAACUGGAAGCUCAAGAGGAGCAAAGACUUCUUAGAGGCCAGAAAGAAUAUCUCGAUUUGGAGAUUCGGAAAUUCAGAAGAAAAAAAUUCCUUCUAUUCCAGAGCCUCGAAAGGGAGCUUCUUCAAGAGGAGUUAAGUAAGAGACAGCAACAACUGGAGCAAGCUCACGCAAUGCUUCUUCGGCACCACGAGAAAACGCAGGAAUUGGAGUACAGGCAGCAAAGAGCUGUGCAUCAACUUCGUGAGGAUCAGAUCAUGAGGCAGCAUGCAUCAGAACUGCAGAACCAACAGGACUAUAUGGAGCGUGCUGAACGGGAGCUACGUAAGAAGCAUGCAUUAGAGCUGAAGCAGCAGCCGAAGAGCCUCAAGCAAAAAGAAAUGCAGAUACGGAAACAGUUUAGGGAAACAUGUAAAAUACAAACUCGGCAGUACAAGGCGCUCAAAGCCCAAAUCCUGCAAACAACGCCAAAGGAUGAACAGAAGGCAGUGAUAAAGAAAUUAAAGGAAGAGCAGCGGCGAAAGCUUGCAUUGCUAGGUGACCAGUAUGAGCAAAGCAUAGCUGAAAUGCUCCAGAAGCAGUCGAUUCGGCUUGAUGAGUCUCAGGAGGUGGAAUGCCACCAUUUGAAAGAGCGUCUACACUAUGAGCUGGAAAUCCUAAUGGCCUACCAGUCAAAGAAUAAAAUGCAAGCAGAGGCGCAACGAAAUAGAGAACGAAAGGAACUGGAAGAUCGUGUGUCUGUACGACGAGCUUUACUUGAGCAAAAGAUGGACGUGGAAACUAGACAGUUUGAGCAAGAACGAGAUGAAAGGAUUAGGCUGUUGCAUGAACGACAUGAGAGGGAACUGGAACAGUUUGAUGAGGAGUCUGCUCGACUUGGAUUCAGUGCUCUGGCAAUAGCAGAGGCUCCAAAGGAAGCCUAUCCUGAUGAAGAAAGUCUUUCAGGUAGCAUGUUGAGCCUUGCACACAGCAAUAGUUCAACAUCAUUCCCACCUGGAAGUCUUUAGCAUAUGCUUGAUCAUUUCCCUUGAUCAUUCAUAAAUCCACCUAAGCUCCUAUCUGCCACCCAUUUAAGUACCCACCUUUGCCCUGUGCCAAUUGGCUGUUAACAGCUAGCACAGGUAAAUAAUUUAAUGAGCAAAAAAUGGCAGUGGUAUGAAUUCAGAGAAAUGCAAGCUCAGGUGUUGGAUGUAGUUAAGAAUUUGACUGACAGCCUCGUAUUUCUUAUAAUAAGAAGCAUUGACGGUUUCCCCGUGCUCUGCCAGUUUUACUCUUUGGAAAUUGGUUAUGAGACUAUUUUAUUACUUGUGUUUAUUUAAUUACUGGGCUGUAGCCUUGGCUAUUGAAAGCUACUGAGCAUUUUGAUUAUACAGACUGCAUAGCUUGUAAUGUUCUCUUAUUCCAAUUGCGCAUUCAGUUUACAGCGCAUUUGUUUGAUAGAUAAUUAUACAGAUGUAUUUGUACGAUACCGACAGUGUGGUUGUCCUAAGUUUCAUUGUGUCAAUUAUUAUAAAAGCAGUGUAACAUUCCAUUUGUUCCAGUAAUAGACUCACAAGUGCUUGCAAAACUGAAGAAGUAUAGCGGCUUCUAUAAUUUUUUAAUUCUGUGAAUUAAACGGUACUGUUCAGAAAGAAUUUCUCUGUCACAUGCUGAUUAAGUGUAUUGACACAUUAUGGGACUUUAGAAUCAGCCAAAAAUUGUGGAAGAUACUGAACCACCAUAUCUGGUGUGCAGUAUUCUAAGUCAAAAAUAAACAGAAUUUGUGUCUUGUAUUAUUAUAUAGACUUACUGUUUACCUUUUUCUUCCCUCCCUUUCCUUUACAUCUAAGGUAAACCAGAGGAAAUCUUUUAUUGUGCUUAAAAGAAUAUGUGCAACAUAUGCAUGUAAACAGCUUAUGAGAGAUUCUGGUAUACCAUUACUUCCAGUUAUGGUACUAUGAUUAAGUCUCCUCUUUUUUGUGAAAUUAGUAUUAAUUUGUAUUGUUCAGUUGUACAAAUGGAAUCCUGAAUUGCAUGUGAAUCGAAAUUUACGUGGUUGUAUGUCAUAUUUGAAAGUAACAAAGAAGUUAACAUAAUGCAGAUGCAUUGUAUUGGGGAAAGAAGCUUCAGUCGUUCAGCAGAGAGAGGUGGCAAGGAAAAAUAUGUAACUGGAGAUUGUAAUCAUCUUUUUUAGAAAAAAAAUUAAUGUUAAUUUGCCCCUUAAUGUUUCCCAAAGAUGGUUUCUUAUUGGACAACAUAAUAUUGAUGUAGAUUUAGGCUCAUGUUGUAUUGAAACUUAUUUAAUUCUCCACUUUAUUUGUUCAACGUUGACUGUUUUUAAAGCUUUGCAUUAAAGUAUCUUCCUGUAAUGUGAGAAAGCUGUAGGGUUUGAUGCAUACCUGCAGAGUACUUGAAGGUGGAUUGAAAUAGUUAUAUGAAGCAUAAUCAAAAAGAAAUAUCAUUGAACACCCAGUAACACUAUGAUGAAAACCUUAAACUGGUAUACCAGUGACAGAAAAUUGUUGCUCGUAAAAGUCAACAGGAUGUUGUAACAAUAAUGCCAAAUUUCUAAAAGCCCUUUUAUUGCCAGUUGGCAUGCUGAAGUUGAUGUAAAAAUAUUCAAAUGUCACUAAGUUAGUUACCAACAUUUUAUCACUUUGUAUUACCAAUGUGUGAUGAUAUCUUGUGCAAAGGUAGUAUAUUUGCAGAGCUCAUAAGUUUUAUUUAUUGUAUCAUUUUCCAUGACACAUAGCUUAUCAUAAUUUUUUCUGUCUUCUGAAAUGAAAUGUAAUCCUUGAAAUAACAUACAGUGAUUGACACAUGCUAAUAUUUGAAUGUUUUUCAUAUGUAGUCAUUCACAUAGCCACUUUGUGGCAUAAAUUCACUCAGCAAGACGUAUGCUGUCCUCAUCUGCCAUGUAAAGAUGUACAUAAGUAAAUAAAGUACAUAAUUUUUAAAUAGAU